AUGGACUACCACGACCUUCUAUCAAACUUUGACGAACUCACAAAUAGGCUACACAGAGAGGUAAAGUAUAAUUCAGAUCCGUUGACCAUCACUGACAUAAACCGCGAAAUUGAGUACGUGAAGAAGAGAAUGGAGGACCGCGGGACAGCCGACACUUCUUUCACUAAGGGAGAAGAAGGAACCGUAAACAUCACAGUACCCUCUGGAAGUGCCACAGCUCCAGGUGUUGAGUUCGUGGAGGAUCCAAACGAUUUGCUUCCAGAUGUGAUGGACGCAUACAACGAUUCGUUUGACGCUGAUUGGGACAAUAUUGAGGAAAGACUUUCAAAGCUAAAAAAAGUUCUCAAAAGACCUAAUGUCAGCGAAUAAGAAAAGGGAUUUCGAAAACCAGGUGGAGCGUGUGCUAGCUGUUGUUUGGGUUGUACAGGGAAAGGAGAAAAUAGUGCUAGAUCCCAGGAAUAAAUAUGUCAGGGAACUAGUCAGGAGAUCAUCUGUGAAAACACUAAAUGAUGGCACCGAGGUGUUGAUGUUUAGAAGUGAAAGAGGUAUUGACAAAGGUGGUGUUCAAAUUAUGAAACGUGGAAAGACCAGCAUUCCAACAUACUCUAAGAAUUCAACCGCAUUGAGAGAAUACAAGGAAUUGGUGAGGAAGAUUAAAGACGAACUGAUAACUAGCACUCAGGGUUACGUAAAUAAAGCGUUUGGGGGUGACGAUGUGGAACCCACAACUGUUGAUCAGGAUGAUGUUGACACCAUGUUCGAAGACAUAGAACUCAUAGAUGUGAAACUAUUCAGAGAUGACAUCCCAGGCUUAUCCCCCACAGAAAACAGAGAGCUACGUGGAGUGCUUAACCUCACAGACACAACGGACCCGGAAUCACGUGUGUGUGAAAACGGUGCUCUUCAGAAGCAAGUAGAAUACUUUCAAGACGCAAUUAACAAAACGAUGGAACUGAGGGAGAAAACAGAUGACACAGAGGAGUUCAUUAGACUGGAAGAAAGAAUAGUAGCCGUUAGGGAGGCAAGGGAUAGGACAGUCAUGCAGAAAGAAGUUGAGGAAGGAAGACAAGCCCAAGUUGAAGACAUUUCCAGAUUCCGUGUUAUUCCGCAACAGUGUUAUCAUGGGGUGCGAAGGGUAUUGCUUGGUUAGCUUCAAACUUAUGGGUAUUAGUUGUAGCAAUAUCACUUCUACUAUAUGACUAUUACCUUAGGUAAAACAAGCAGGGAGGUGGAUCCAGAGGAAUACACUGAUCAGAAAAUGGAGGAAUUACGGAAGAUGUACCCACUGUAUGAAGACAUGAACCUGCAAAGUCUACAUGAUGAGAUACAGUUUCUAACAGAAGAUAGAGAUGAGGUAUGUGAUGGAAUUGAAAAGAAGAAAGAUAAGUGUGAAAUAUACAAGAGAACAGUUGGAGGAUAUGUUUCCAGAACUUUCUAA
This is a messenger RNA of Paramuricea clavata, 1438 nucleotides long. The record is from the annotation of a GenBank genome assembly. Lineage: Eukaryota; Metazoa; Cnidaria; Anthozoa; Malacalcyonacea; Plexauridae.